Molecule: messenger RNA, 843 nt
Organism: Leptomonas pyrrhocoris
Lineage: Eukaryota; Euglenozoa; Kinetoplastea; Trypanosomatida; Trypanosomatidae
Exons: 1
Source: RefSeq, a predicted model, not a curated record
AGUCUUCGACUUCCGCCUUGUUCUCUCUUCUGUUCGUUUUCCCCUCCUUCUUUAACCUACUCUCACAAAGAUGUCCAUGACGACUAUUGGUCCCAACGGCCCGGUGCAGAUUUACACACAGCCCGAGUGGAACGCUUGGGAGCAGGCUUUGCGCGAAUUCAUCCGUAUGUAUGGCCCUGCCGAAAUCAGGAUUACUGCCAAGAAUGCGCGAGAUGCGUACUCAACGUUCACGGUGCAGACGAGUCUGGACGCUUCGGGAAACGUCGUCUGUCAUACGCCGAGCGGGACGCAUUAUUUUCAGAAUCUGCGGACAGAAACCGCCGAGUUCAUUCCACCGGAACGCGUGGAGUUCCUUCAGCCGGUCGCCACAUGUAUGUCCUCACAUCUUGAGGUAACCGGGAGAAUCGCUCAGCAGAUGACCGAAUGGUCGCAGGCGCUCGGUUAUACGUUCGCCGAGUUACAACGGCAGGCGCAGCAGAACCGCAUGCACGCUGAGCAACUGGGCCAGCGCGAGGUGAGUCUCGCAUACCGUGAGGGCAUGGCAGGGGCCGCGGCGGAGAAAUACGUCUCUGAUGCUCAUGCGGCUCAUGCCUACAAUCGUGUCACGGAGCUGGACGCGUUGAACCAGCAGGCGGCAUCGGUGCGCAUACGAGAUGCCGAGGUGCAGGCGCGGCUAGAGACGGGCGAGGCUUACUUGUACACGGUCGACGCGGAUCGCCGCGCAGAGAUGAUCAGGCAACACGCACAGCUGAGGAGCGAUGACGCGGGGCAGCGUGUACAAAUGGCCGCUCUGGCUGCUUCUCUGGACGUAAAUGACGCUUUGCGUCGUUCAGACCUGCGCGG